Paralichthys olivaceus (Japanese flounder) is the source of this 4696-nucleotide messenger RNA. The record is from RefSeq and is a predicted model, not a curated record. Lineage: Eukaryota; Metazoa; Chordata; Actinopteri; Pleuronectiformes; Paralichthyidae.
CUCCAGCAGCAUCCAGGCCGAAGAGGAUGAGUCUGAGCCGGGGAGGAUGGACGGAUGCGCUCGGUCCUGGACUUUUUUUUGUCCUCGCGAGGUUUGAUUCACAUCAACAAAGGCCUGGACCACGUGACCUGCACGAGACCACUCCCACAUACACACAUAUCCCUGCAUGCACCGGGGCUCCUGCAGCCUGCAGCCCGGCCUCUGCUUCACACCGUCCCGGUCUGUUUCCAGCCAUUUUGAACCUGGCGAGUAACGCAGUGAUCAGCAGCAACGCCACGUGUGGAGAUCCAGAACCUGAAGUUUACUGUAAACUGGUCGAACACGUUCCCGGGAGAAUCAUCAAGAACCCACACUGUCCCAGAUGUGACGCCAACUCAGUCCUGUCCAAAGAACGUCAUCCCAUCACUAACAUCAUCGAUGGAACAAAUCAGUGGUGGCAGAGUCCGAGCAUCAAAAAUGGACGACAGUUUCACUGGAUCACCAUCACACUGGAUCUGAAACAGAUUUUUCAGGUCGCUUACAUCAUCAUUAAGGCAGCUAACUCUCCUCGUCCAGGUAACUGGAUCCUCGAGCGCUCUCUCGAUGGUGUGACCUUUGACCCCUGGCAGUUUUAUGCUAUCAGUGAUACUGAGUGUUUGACUCGUUACAACAUCACACCGAGACUCGGACCACCGACGUACAAGAGCGACACCGAGGUCAUCUGUACGUCGUAUUACUCCAGACUGAACCCACUGGAGCACGGAGAGAUUCACACCUCCCUGAUUAACGGACGACCCAGCGCAGACGAUUUGACGUCAGUUCUCCUGAACUUCACGUCGGCUCGUUACAUCCGACUGAGACUUCAGCGAAUCAGAACUCUGAACGCAGACCUGAUGACGCUGAGCGAACGAGACCCCCGAGAGAUCGACCCCAUUGUCACCCGGAGGUAUUAUUACUCCAUCAAAGACGUCUCUGUGGGCGGGAUGUGUAUCUGCUACGGACACGCUAAGAGCUGCCCGCUGGACCCUGUUACCAAGAAGCUGCAGUGUGUGUGUGAACACAACACCUGUGGAGAGAACUGCAAUGAGUGUUGCCGUGGUUACCACCAGGAGCCAUGGCAACCAGGAACUGUCUCCGAGGGAAACACAUGUGAAAGUAAGAAACAGAGUGAACCUGGUAACGGCCAGACUCUUCGUCUCUCACCCCCCCUCGUCCUCCUACUCUCUCCACUGGCCGAGGACUCCGUUUCCAUGGCAAUGGUCCCUCAGAAGUUCGUGGACGAUCAGACGAGUGAUGCAGUUUCCCGUGACGACCUGCUGUCAGUCCUCUACCACGUGACGUCACUGACGGUCAGAGUUCACCUGAACAACUCUGCCAACGGGCCGAUCCGUCUCCGGUCAGUGUCUCUGGACGUCGCAGACUCUGGAUCAGUCUCUGGCAUUCAGGCCGUUGCCGUGGAGACAUGUGAAUGUCCGUGGGGCUACAGCGGCACUUCCUGUGAGACAUGUCUCACAGGUUUCUACAGAGUGGGCGGAGUCUUGUUUGGAGGGAACUGUAUGCAGUGCGAGUGUAACGACCACGCGACCGAGUGCGACAUCAACGGAGUUUGUUUGGGUUGUACUCACAACACCACAGGUCCUCACUGUGAUCAGUGUCUCUCUGGUUUCUAUGGCGACCCCACAGAGGGGACAACCAAUGACUGUCGGCUGUGUCCGUGUCCUCUGACUGAGCCGUCCAACAGUUUCAGUCCCACCUGCAUGUUGGAGUCGUCAGGUCAGGUGUCAUGUGACCAGUGUCAGGACGGAUACACGGGGUCAAACUGUGAGAGGUGUGCCAGUGGUUACUAUGGUAACCCACAGAUGGUGGGCGGGGCCUGUGUUCGAUGUGACUGUAACAGUAACGUGGACGUCAACGAGAUGGGACACUGUGACAUCAUCACUGGGGAGUGUCUGCGUUGCCUUGGUAACACGACUGGUAGACACUGUGAGGUCUGUCAGCCUGGUUACUAUGGAGAUGCCGUGCACGCCAAAGACUGUCGGGAGUGUGGCUGUGUCAGUGGCGCCCUCUCCAGUGUGUGUGAUGUCACAACAGGUCAAUGUUCAUGCAGAGAAAAAGUAACUGGACGAACCUGUGACCAAUGCCAGCCGGGGUUCUUCGGGCUGCAGAGUGGGCGGGGCUGCAGGGCUUGUAACUGCAGCCAAUCUGGAUCGCUCUCCAAGUCAUGUGACGAGGACGGACGGUGUCGGUGUGUGGAGGGCGUUGGUGGAGACAAAUGUGACCGCUGUAGUCGUGGUUACUAUGGUUUCCAAGGCAACGGAUGCACUGCAUGCACCUGUGAUCACACUGGUGGGAACUGUAACCCUGACAACGGAGAGUGCAUCUGCCCCGCUCACACAGAGGGAGACACCUGUGACAGGUGUGAGACAGGUCACUGGGGUCACAACCUCACCACAGGCUGCAAGCCAUGCAGCUGCAGCACAGCAGGAAGCUCCGCCCCUCAGUGUGAUGUCAUGAACGGUCAGUGUCGGUGCAGAGAAGGGUUCUCUGGCAGGUCAUGUGAACAGUGUGCACCUGGUCACCAUGGUUACCCGGUAUGCUCGGCGUGUGGCUGUGACAUGGCGGGAACAGAAGACAGGGUCUGCAACACGACGCUCGGAGUGUGCGACUGUCGACAAACUGGAGAGUGUCUGUGCAAGGUGGGCGUGUCGGGGCGGCGCUGUGAGGAGUGUGUCUCUGGUUGGUUCGGUUUGUCCACCUUGAAUCCAGACGGCUGCUCUGAGUGUUUCUGUUCAGGUCUGAGUCGAGUCUGUGAAGAGAAGGGAGGACUCAUCAGAACCCCCAUCACCCUUGAUCACUCCCCCGCUCUCUUGUCAUUGGUCGGUCAGUCUAACCUGCAGGGUGUGGUAUCUGGAGUUUACCAGCAGGGCGGCGACAUGCUACUUGACACCCGUCAUCUUAAUGUCAGCAGAUUCACCGGCCCCCUCUACUGGAGACUGCCCCCCCAAUUUGAAGGCACCAAGCUGAUGGCGUACGGAGGACUGUUGUCUUACAUCAUCACGUUCUAUGCUGAAGACGGUAUGGGACUGUCCAAUCAGGAGCCUCAGAUUCUGAUGAGGGGCGGGACUCUGAAGAAGCUUGUUAUAUACACUGACAUGGUUGCCCCUAGCAAUGGCGUCACGACUCAGCAUGACAUCAGGAUGACUGAGCACAAAUGGAAGUACUUUAACUCUGUGUCGGAGAAGGCGGUGAGUCACACUGACUUCAUGUCCGUCCUUAGUAACGUCCAAUACGUCAUCAUCAAAGCUUCAUAUGGGACCAGACUUCAGCAGAGCAGGAUUUCUAACAUUACCAUGGCGACAGCACGGGAGGUGGAGUCAGAGGAAGGUUCAGAGGUCACAGGGGGUGUGGCCAGACUCAUUGAGUCCUGCAUUUGUCCACCUGGAUACACAGGACUGUCCUGUCAGGAGUGUGCAGCAGGUUAUUUCCGUCAGCCUCAGUCUGAGUUGUCGUCUCAGAGUCAGAAGUUGAUGUUUGUUCGUCCGUGUGUUCGAUGUCGCUGCAGUAACCACAGUGAGAGCUGUGACACGGAGACUGGAGAGUGUCAGGACUGCAAGCAUCACACCAGUGGGCGUAGCUGUGAGCGGUGUGCCCCAGGGUAUUAUGGGAAUGUCAGUGGCUCUAUCAGUGACUGUUCACUUUGUGCCUGCCCCCUACGGGACAACAGUUUCAGUCAAACGUGUGAGUCAGACGGAGCGUUUGGUGAUUUUCACUGCACCGUCUGUCAGGCGGGAUACGAGGGGAGAUACUGUGAGAGGUGUUCUGUUGGUUACUACGGUAACCCCUCAAUACAAGGUGGGAGGUGUUUUCAGUGCACAUGCAGUAGGUGGGGCUCCGUCCACUCAUUGUGCAACGCACUGACAGGACAGUGUGAGUGUAAUCCUGGGGUCAAAGGUCAAUCAUGUGACCAGUGUGACGACAGACACAUCCUUCAGGGAGGAGAGUGUGUGUCAUGUGACGAUGAGUGCACCGGCGUUCUGCUGACUGACCUGGACGAACUGCACGACCACUUCCUCUCUGUCAAUGUGAGCGGUGUUACCUUUGCACCAUACCGCCAGUUGGUGGUGCUAGAGAACCAGACCAGAGACAUGCAGGUGAUUUUAUCAGAGAAAAGUUCCGUCAGCGUUCACGUGUCCAGAGUCGAAGACGAGUUGAGUCAUGUGACCUCAGACCUCAGAGUGUUACUACAGCAGGUCACACAUCUGUCUAACAACAUGGAGGAGGUGGACCUGUCCAUCAACAAUAGCCUCUCCCAGAGUGCACUGCUGCUGCAGAGUAUCAGCAGCCUUCAAGACAAUAUUCAGGUGCUGCUGAGGGAGGCGGAGCUUCUGAACCAGACCACAGAGGAGGAGCUUGAAUCAGCCAAUCAGACACAUGUGCUGGAGGACUUAGAGUUCAUGCUGGAAAACAUGAGAGCUGUCAAUCUAACGGCCGCUAACGCAGCAGCUCUUCAGGAGCUCAGCCUAUCAGAGUCUCUCGCUCACUCGCUGCAGGUGGACUUCCUGUCCAGCAGGGGGCAGAUUGAAAACAGGCUCCGCCUCCUCUUCAACUCCCUCACUGACGCCAUGGAAACACUGCAAAACACACACAUGCACUUAAACAAUACUACACAACGAAACACACAAACACACAAUCUGCUGAACAACACACACACUCUGCU